Naegleria gruberi is the source of this 2743-nucleotide messenger RNA. RefSeq lists its product as uncharacterized. Bases 1 to 2724 code for a protein of 907 amino acids. The transcript is spliced from 2 exons. The record is from RefSeq and is a predicted model, not a curated record. Lineage: Eukaryota; Heterolobosea; Eutetramitea; Acrasida; Naegleriidae.
AUGAUGUUUCAGCAAAAUAAUUCUACGAGUAUGAAUAAUAAUAACAAUUCAAAUACUCAACCGUUUACAAUGAUGUUGAUAAACAAUAAUAAUAAUACUUCGAAUAAUUCGAAUAAUAACAAUAGUAUGGGUGCUACCAUUGUUCCUAACAAUAACAUGAUGAAUAAUAAUGGCAAUAAUAAUAAUAACUUUAUGUUCCUAACACCGAAUACAAACAAUAACAACAAUGGAAAUGGAAAUUUCAUUGCAAUUGAUCCAAAUCAAUUGAGUCCCAGACAACAACAACAGCAACAACAACCAAUUAUCUAUCAAUUACCAUCUAAUAAUAAUAAUGUACAACCAAUUAUGAUUAUUAAUGGUUCGACUGCCAAUAAUAAUCAGCAACAACAAUUUAAUAAUUCAAUUCAAUUGGCUGCCUCUCCAAAUAAUAAUCAAAAUCAAAAUCAACCAACUUUUAUUAUCAAUCCUUCAAAUUUGAAUAAUUCCAACGAUUUUUCCCUUUUCGAUGGAAAUAAUAAUACUAAUGAGAGUUUAAUGUUGUUACUUGGUGGUAAUAAUACUAAUAAUAAUACAACAACUAUUAAUGCUGGUAAUAAUAGUUUUAAUACGAUUGAUACCUCACUUUUGGAUGCCUUCAACCUCCAAAUGAAUAACAAUUCCAACAUGGAAGAUUUUGAUUUUCUUGGUACUAAUACCAACAAUAAUUCAAUGAAUAAUAACAUGAUGAAUAAUAAUGUCAUCAUCAAUGGUCAACCAUAUAUUGUUGCCACCAAUGGUCAAACUUCCAACUUUAUGAAUGAUAACAAUAAUCAAUUCAAUACUGUAUCCAAUAAUAACAAUGCACCUACCAUUAUCUUCCCAGUUGGCAAUCAACAAACCAUCAUUCAACAACAACAACCACAAACACAAAAUAAUGAUCUCUAUCAAUUGCUCUCAUUGCUCAAUUCUCAACCACAAUCAUCAACAUCAUCAUUUGGUGGUGUUGCUACAAAUGUCAAUAAUAACAAUACUCAACAAAUCUUCAAUUCCAAUUCUCAAUCACAACCACAACAACAACAACCUAAUUUCAUAGUUUUGGCACCAGCAGAUAAUGGCAUGCAACAAGUGCAACAACAACAGCAACAACAACUUGGAAGUAUCAUCUUCCAAACUCUGGCAGGAAAUAACAAUAUCUUCUCCAAUAAUGCUCAAGUUGACACUACUCCAUUUGCCAGUUCUCAAAUUGAUAAUACCCUGUUUCAAGUUUUAGGAAGUUAUUUGGCCUCGAGUUCUGAUCACCAGAAUUUGAUCUCUACUUGGUUGGAAAAAUUCAAUCCACAACAACAAGUCAACCAAUCUGAAGUGCAACAAAUGGCCAAGAUUCUUGUUCAAUCCAUGUCAGAUGAACAGAAGAGAAAACUCUUCUCUGUUGUCUUGCCAGUCCUAGAGUCAGGCAUGAAUAAUUCCAACAAUUCCAAUAAUAAUAACGGUAACAUGGUCGGUGGAGGUUUAGUAAUGAAUAACAAUAAUAAUCAAAUGAUGAAUCAAAAUUCCAAUAACAGAGGAUUCAAUAAUCAACCUCAAAAUAUCAUUAUUCAACCUCAAAAUAUGAUGAGUAAUCAAUCUCAACAAAUGAGAACUGUUAUUGUUAAUCCAACUGUUGAGAGCACAAUGGCUCAAAAUAAUAUUGUAAAUGUUAAUGAAAUUUCUCAACAAAUUCAGGCCUUAUCACUCCAAUCAUCGAGUAAUAUUUCACAAUAUCAACAACAAGGCAGUAACAGAUCCAUGUCAGGCAAUAAUCAAAUUACUUCUCCAAAUAAGAAUAAUUCUGUUAAUAACAAUGCAAACCAUGGCAUGCCACCAAAUGCUGGAUCAAAUAAUACUACAUUUAUUUAUGAGAAUUAUGCAGCACAAAAGAAUCAAGCUAAAGGAGGUUCACCAAUGAUGCAAUCUCAUGUCAAGUCCAAGAGAAACACAUGGACCAAUUUCUUUAACAAUUUCAGAAGUGAAAUUUCCAAUGAUAAUAAUUAUAAGAGUUAUUCGGGAGAUACUCCUAAUGGUUCUUCAGUAUCAACUCCUCCAAAUCCAACAGUGACCACUCCAACCAGUGUUCAAAGUCCUAAUGUUUCUCUCAAUAGUUUACCAAAUUCUCCAAGUUCACAAAACUCUGCCUCAAUUCAAAGAAGAACAAAGAGAAGCAACUCUGCUGGGCCAACUAACAGAAGAAAGAAGUCAAUUGAUAGAAACAAUGAAGAUGACUUUGAUUCUUUCAAUAAUGAAUUUAGACCAACCUCCCCAGCAGCCCUCAGUGACCGUAGUGGUGGCUCAGAUGGAAGUGCAACAAGCAGAAGAUCCAACAGUUCAGAUAAGAGAAGAAGUAUUGAAAAACAGAGAAAGGUCAGAAGAAGUAUUGGAGGAGGAACUGGUCGUAGAAACAGUACCAACACGCCAGCUUCUCUCGAUCAAUUCAAUGAACUGUUUGAUACAGGUUUCAAUGAUAAUAAUAAUAUUAACAACAACAAUAUGUAUCAACAACAGCAUCAGCAACACCAUAAUGGUGGUGGAACGGAUGGAGGAGCUGCAGUUGAUGAAUUGGAUCUGGAAGGAUUCUACAACGAGCACGAACCAGAACAAAGAAAUGCCAUAGUAUUCGAAAAGAAUUGUUUCCCAGAAUUUAACGACGACAAGAAGAAUAAGAAGAAUUUCAAGAUUACACUUGUCAACUUUUUCAAAAAGAAGAAAUAAAAAUUGAUCAAUCAGUAAC